UAAAUAAUUUAAGGAAAUUGGGAAAUUAAAGGCAAUGCAAUAUGUCAUUGUCAUGUUUAGCGAUGCGAUUGAUAAAGAACCUCGACCACGAAGAAAGGGAUUGAUUUGAAAUCGAAUUUAAACCGUUUCGAAAAAGGAUAUAUUCUCCACGGAUUUUAAUUUUUUCUUUUUAAGUACUCUUUGUCACUUUUGAAAACAGGAUGUAUUUCGUUUUGUCGCUUUUACAAGGAUUUUCGAUCACUUACAAGAAGCGAUUUUCUCUCGAGUAAAUCAGCAGAUCGUUCGAUGACUGCCUUUUGGGAAAAUUUUUGAGGAAUGGAGAUAUUACGGAUUUUUACAAUUAUUUUCAUCAUCAUACCAUUUGUAAUUUGUUCAAAUUUGGAUUUUGAUGAUGAUCAUCAUGUGAAAGACAACGAGAAAGGAUCAUCAAUAAAGGAUAUUACAAAUCGUGGAAGUGAAUCUAAAUAUAUACUUCAUGAUAAGGGAAGAAGUAUCAAUGAGGAUAGUGCAGAGACGGAGAAAAAAGAAAGUAAAUCACAUGAGGAGGAAAAAAAAUCAGGACAUUACGAUGAAAAGGAUUCGAUGACAAAGGGACACGAUGUUGCACGUCAAUCUGGUGGUGAAUCGGAAAAAAUUGAUCAAAGUGAACAUUCACAUGAAAAACAUGACAAGGGACAAGAGAAGAAAGGAUAUCAUAGAAGUGGUUUUGUCAAUAAAUAUCACAAGGAUGAAUCAAGUGAUAAUUCGAGUUAUUAUGAGGAUAGUGACAAUCAAAAAGGACACAAGGGAUAUGAAGGACGCAAUGGACAAAAUUAUGAAAAGACCGCAGAUUCUUAUAAGGAUGAUGCUCAUGAUAGAGCUCUAGCUUCGAAAAAUAAUGCUAAUCACGGCGUUUACGACAAGGGAAAAGGAUACAAAAAUCGAUAUAAUUACGCGGGAGGAUAUGACAACAGUCGUUAUGAUGACGAUAGAAGAAAAAUCUACCACGAUGGAGCAGGAAGAUAUUAUGAUCAUAAUGGAAAUGAGAUCUACUACUAUCGUCGAGAACAUCCCUAUAUUUAUUAUGAUAACGAAUAUUAUCCUCAUGAAAAUCCUCAUUAUAAUGCUUAUUAUCCUCGAAAUCAUUACGAUACUGGAAUUUAUUCGAAUCAACAUAAUUAUUAUAAUGAUGAUCACUAUUAUCCUGCUAUGAGACGUUACUACGAUGGAUUUGAUGAUACUUGGACGGAUUAUUAUAGAGAUGAUUAUGAUACUAAAUAUUCGAAUGGAUAUGAAAAAGAAUAUUUACCAAAUAAUUAUCAUCAAAAUUAUUAUGGGAGAUAUUAAAAAAUUGAAUGUAAGACAUUUUUUCUAAACAAUUUCAUAGUUAAUUUUCACAAGUUAUUAAUGCAAUAUUUUUAAUAGAAAAUUAAAGAAUAUUUUUUAAAACAAAAUAACAAAUAAUAUUAAUAGUAACAAUAUUAAGAAUUAAAAUUUGAC
Messenger RNA from Leptopilina boulardi, 1479 nucleotides. Its product is annotated as GATA zinc finger domain-containing protein 14-like. NCBI's taxonomy places the organism in Eukaryota, Metazoa, Arthropoda, Insecta, Hymenoptera, Figitidae. The coding region runs from base 316 to 1326 and encodes 336 amino acids. The record is from RefSeq and is a predicted model, not a curated record. The transcript is spliced from 4 exons.